AAUACCCUGUAAUUAGUCUCUGUUAUUUAUCUUGGGUCUUCUCUGCAGCUCAGAGGCCUGGCAAAACCUAUUGCCAAGCAAGAUCCGGCUCGGAGUGAAGGUACAAUGAUGAGGAAUUUUAUCAUAGUUGUGAAUAUUCUGGCAUUAACUCUGCCCUUUUUGGCUGCAGAGAUGCAGAACCCAGAUUCAAACUGCCAUGAGAAGAAUGAAGUAGUGUACAAUAAUCAAAGAGGCCUGUACACACCAGCCCACUUCCUCCUGAACCACAACCGUUAUGAACCUAGUUACUACCGCUACAUGCCACCUGUACCUGUUAGCUCAUACCUGUAUUACCCAUUUCUUGUAAAAAUACCUUUGCUUAGGUCUCCAGCCCAAAUCUCCAAAUGGCAACCAAUGCCAAAUUUCCCCCAGUCUGCUUCUCAUUCCUUUCCAAACCCAUCCUUUCUUGCCAUUCCUAUAAAUAAAGAUCAGGACAGCACUGCCAUUCCAACCAUCAACCCCAGUGCUCCCAUUGUGUCCACACCAGUUCCUACCACUGAGUCAGUGGUAGGUACUGCGGCCAAUCCUGAAGCUUCCACAGUGUCUAUCAAUACCCCUGAGACUGCCACAGUCCCAGUGUCCUCAGCUGCAGCAUAAGACACUAAGGAAACAUUGAAGAAGACAAUAAAGGUCUGAAACCCAAUUCCAACUUUAAACUCUCCUUCAGGAAAAACUCUGCCAUCAUUCAAGAGCAAAUGCAAUUUUCACAGAUUCAGAUCUUUCUCUUCUCUGACAUUUUAUAUUAAGGCCACAGUAAAUUUUGUUUUUCAAUCCUUGAAGAAUAAAGUUAAUGAAAUGCAAUUAAUAUAUGUU
Mastomys coucha (southern multimammate mouse) is the source of this 852-nucleotide messenger RNA. RefSeq names its product casein kappa (gene Csn3). Gene Ontology annotation, cellular component: extracellular region. The record is from RefSeq and is a predicted model, not a curated record. NCBI's taxonomy places the organism in Eukaryota, Metazoa, Chordata, Mammalia, Rodentia, Muridae. The coding region runs from base 106 to 636 and encodes 176 amino acids. The transcript is spliced from 5 exons. Gene Ontology annotation, biological process: lactation; protein stabilization.